Molecule: messenger RNA, 2733 nt
Organism: Xiphias gladius (swordfish)
Lineage: Eukaryota; Metazoa; Chordata; Actinopteri; Istiophoriformes; Xiphiidae
Gene: tspan14
Product: tetraspanin 14
Exons: 9
Coding region: 145-951 (268 amino acids)
Biological process (GO): protein localization to plasma membrane; protein maturation; regulation of vascular endothelial growth factor signaling pathway
Cellular component (GO): membrane
Source: RefSeq, a predicted model, not a curated record
AACAACAGCAGCAGCAACAGCAGCAGCAGCAGCUUCUUCUUCCUCCUCUUCUUCUGCUGCUGUUGCUACUGGCCGUUUCAAACAGGGCGUCUUAGUUUGAUUAAAGUAUCGGAAACAGAAGCCUUUGGAUUAAACUGAUCUGAGAUGUAUUACUAUCGAUAUGCGAACACUGAGGUCAGCUGCUGCUACAAAUACCUCAUGUUCAGCUACAACAUCAUCUUCUGGCUGGCUGGAGUUGCCUUCAUUGCUGUCGGUUUCUGGGCCUGGAGUGAAAAGGGAGUCCUGUUGGACCUGACCAAGGUGACCCAGCUGCAUGGUUUCGACCCAGUGUGGUUGGUCCUGUUGGUCGGUGGAGUCACCUUCAUCCUGGGCUUCGCUGGCUGUGUGGGAGCUCUGAGAGAAAACAUCUGUCUGCUCAAGUUUUUUUCAGGUGUGAUUGGCUUCAUCUUCUUCCUGGAGCUGACAGCGGCGGUGCUGGCGGUAGUUUUUCAGAGUCAGGUCAGAGAAUGGAUCAACAAGUUCUUCCUGGCAAACGUCAAAGCGUACAGAGAUGACAUUGAUCUGCAGAACCUCAUCGACUCUCUGCAGAUGAUGAACCUCUGCUGUGGAGCUGAGGGACCGGACGAUUGGGAUCUGAACAUUUAUUUCAGCUGUAACGGAACUCAUCGGAGCAGAGAGAAGUGUGGAGUUCCUUUCUCCUGCUGCCGUACUGAUCCUGCUGACUCAGUGGUGAACACUCAGUGUGGAUACGACAUGAGAAACAGACCAAAGAAGGAGUGGAGUGAUUAUAUAUAUAUUAAAGGGUGUAUCGCAGCGUUGGAGGACUGGUUACCUGGAAAUCUCUACACUGUGGCCAUUGUCUUUAUUGUCAUCUCUCUGCUGCAGAUGGUGGGCAUCUACUUGGCCAGGACUCUGAUCUCUGACAUUGAGAAGGUCAAAUUCAGCUACUGAUGUCUACAUCUUCAGGGCAGAGCUUACACCUGCAGGGGGCGAGGCUUUACACCAGGUGUUACUGGACCAAGUUUCUACAGUCAGACACGUGCCUUCUUCUUCUUCUUCUUCUUCUGUCACUCUGUUGUAUCUUAACAUUAUCAGUUCAGUCUUGUGAUGAUGUUGUUGCUAUCGCAACUGAAAACAUGGUGAUCUGGUUUUGUUUGUUUGUUUACAUUGACUGAGAGAUGUUCGGAGCCCCUGAAGUCCUGAAAGAUUAUUUUUUUCCCGUCUGAAAAAUCCAUCUAAAAUCUUUGAGGACUUCUGACGUUCUGUUGAUGUUAUUUUUAUAUUUUGAUUUUCUGUCAGUGAGCGCUUCAUCAUGUAAGUGAUCUGUAGCUGAUCAGCACCAGACUGCCUUAAUUUUUCCUGCAAUUUAAGAAGUUUCGCACUGCCACUCUUCAUACUGCAAUUUAGGCCUUUUUCUACUGUUUUGAAUGUUUAUUGAACCAGUGUGACCUUCGACCUGAUUGGCUGUUUACAGUUCAGUCCUUACUGAUGAUUAUGAUGAUGAAAAAGUGUCAGUGAUUUUUAAAAUGGGAACCUGUCUCUAGUUUCUCUAGUAUCUCAGUUGAGGCGUAAACUGGGACAUUGAGAGAAGGAGGAGUCAGUGAUGUCAUCCAGGUGUGAUACAGCAGGGGAAGUCCCCCCCCCCCCCCGCUUUAUGAUCAUAGCUUUGUGUUGUUUAGGAAUGAUGCAAACAGCUGAUAUGAAUGUGUAUAAACACAUGCAUAAAAUUUUAUGUGGACGCUGAAUCUUUAGCCAAUCAGAGCACUACACAUGAAGAUGGCCCACCUCCAACACUAAAACUUAGCAUACUGCUAACGAUUAUUUUCAUUAUCAACUAAUCUUCUGAAUAUUUCUGUUAAUUGUGUAACUGUGACGGUGAAAGCUGUCCGUCUCAGUGUUUUAGAGCCCAGACUGAUGUCUGCAAAUGUUUUGUUUUGUCUUGACAAAAAAUAUUCACUUUACCAUAAUCAGCCACAUAUACAACAAAGAAUGGCAACAAAUUCUCAUGUGAACCUGGACACAUCAAGUGUUUGGUUGCUGACUAAUUUUCCGUCAGAUUAAUUGAUUGGUUGACUGACUGAUUUUGCCAUGUUUAGACCUACAACAAACAAACUGGAAAUGUGGAUUUGUCGAGCUCUCAUUGGUUAACUGAUAAAGGUUCAUUCGGGCUGUCACUGAGUCCUAAAUCCAGACUACAGACUCCCUGUACAAAUGUAGUGCAUAGUGUAUGAGUACUGCAUAUAGUAUCAGUAUGUAGUACAUAGUAGUACUGAACACUGGGAGUUAGACACCACAGAAGAAGAAUCAGACUUCAAACAGUUUGAAGAUAAACUCAUCUCAAAACACAAAUCAUUAAAAUCAUGGACAGUUCCUGUAAAAGGCUUCAGGUCAUGUGAUCACAUGUUGGAUUAAAUAUGAAGAUUGAGAACUUAAUUGACACUGGAUUCAUGUUAACAAGCUUUGGUCAAAUAGUGUUUUUUUAAGUUUUUUUAUGAAUAAAGAUUUCAGGAUGUUCAAGCUGAUCACAACAAAACAGAAAAUAUUCUGAAUUAUUGUAAAAUUUCAGCUUUAAUUCUUUUAUUGUUUUCUCUUUCUGAUGAUGAAUUAAUGAAUUAUACAUUUCAUUGCUUUUUAAAAAAAAACAGACUACUUUUAUUCAGAAGGGAUUCUGUUUUUUAUAAAGGUGAAUUUUUAUCUUUUUAUAUUCAACAAAAUAAAAAGAGUUUUGGUCUA